This is a messenger RNA of Bombyx mori (domestic silkworm), 3788 nucleotides long. RefSeq names its product heterogeneous nuclear ribonucleoprotein 87F. Lineage: Eukaryota; Metazoa; Arthropoda; Insecta; Lepidoptera; Bombycidae. Gene Ontology annotation, cellular component: catalytic step 2 spliceosome. Gene Ontology annotation, molecular function: mRNA 3'-UTR binding. Gene Ontology annotation, biological process: mRNA splicing, via spliceosome. The coding region runs from base 205 to 1158 and encodes 317 amino acids. The transcript is spliced from 6 exons. The record is from RefSeq and is a predicted model, not a curated record.
UGCUCAGGCAACACAGAAAGUUUAUUGACUUUUCUAUGAAUUCAAUAUCUAAUUCUUUACCUCGUGGCGUUGGUGGAGAAUAGUCGUUUCAGCUGGGAUUUUUAUUUUAAGCUGUAGGCAAACAAUUGUGAUUUUCUAUUAAAUUUGGGCUCUUCGGCAUCUUAAAGUAUAAAUAACAACUAGACGCAUAGCAUUUAUUCAAACAUGAGGCCACAAAAUGGUGACGACGGAUAUGAAGAGCCGGAGGUUCACCGUAAAAUCUUCAUUGGCGGUCUUAAUUACAAAACUACUGACGAGUCUUUAAAAACACAUUUUGUAAAAUGGGGAGAAAUUGUCGAUGUCGUCGUCAUGAAGGAUCCGAAAACUAAACGUUCUCGUGGCUUUGGAUUCAUUACUUAUUCCAAGGCGCACAUGGUUGACGACGCCCAGAACAACAGACCGCAUAAAAUUGAUGGCCGAUUCGUUGAAACCAAACGUGCUGUUGCAAGGCAAGAUAUCAAGAAUCCUGAAGCUGGUGCAACUGUUAAGAAGCUGUUCAUUGGGGGUAUAAAAGAUGAUCAUGAAGAGGAAGAACUAAGACAGUAUUUUUCGAACUAUGGCAACGUACAGAACGUUAGCAUCGUCACAGAUAAAAAUACUGGAAAGAAGAGGGGAUUUGGUUUUGUUGAAUUUGAUGACUACGACCCAGUUGACAAAGUUUGCUUAAAUGGCCCCCACAAAAUAAAUGGAAAACCAUUGGAUGUAAAGAAAGCACUUCCUAAAGAUGGGUCCGAUCAGAGGGGUGGGGGUGGCGGUGGAGGCCGACAGGGUGGUGGCUCUGGCAGAAAUGAUAGCUGGGGCAGUUCAGGAGGAUAUGGCAACAACCAGGGUGGAUGGGGAGGAAAUUCGAACCCAUGGGAAAGCAAUCAGGGGGGUUGGGGAAAUCAAGGAGGUGGUGGAGGUUAUGGAGGAGGGGGUAAUGGAAGAGGGGGUUGGGGAAAUCAAGACUUUGGCAAUUAUAAUCAGCAGAGUUAUAGCGGGGGUCCAACUAGAAAUCAAGCAUAUGGGAAUAAUAGGUCUACUCCAUACAAUAUGAACCAGGGUGGCGGUGGUGGUGGUGGCGGCGGCUAUGGCGGUGGUAACUAUGGAGGUGGUCAGGGCAGAGGAGGUCGAUUCUAAUCGUUAUGUUUCGUGCUAAGUACACUAGUAAAGCAGAGUUAACCGUGCUAGUGUAGGCAGUACGCUCCGGAGCACUAGAUACACUCAUCAUGGUCCACACGCGAGACCAGCUAGAAGCCCUCAGGAUUGUUAGACAUUAGAUGAGCCCUUAGCUCAUAUUUAGAAGAAUUUCAAUAUUUAUGUGAACUGAAUUGUAAGGUCUUCUGUGUAUUUAAUGUAGUAGGUACUGAGGUACUUAUCGUGACAUAAUUUUAAGGAAUUAGCCAUGUAAAAUUAAUUAAUUUUAUUAGGAAAUAAGGUUAAAAUUUCCAUUAUGGUCCAUCGAUUUAUGGGGUGGGGAAGGGGAGGGGAAUGGGGCUACCCCUCUGUAUCAUUAUUACCUUGUGCAACUCCAUGGAGAUAUCCUUGGUUAAUGCUCUUUGGUUAGAAUAGCAUUAUUUACUGAAAGUGGGGACCUUCUUUCUCCCCAUCUUGUUUGGUUCUGAAUUAUCUCCGGCGCUGCGGGAAGAGCAGCCCUUCCGCCUUUGGGUGCUGAAGCACGGUCAACUCAUGACCAGCUCUGAAGUUUCGGCUGGUUGGUCGCAUUCAGCAUCCAGCCUCAUCUGCUCUACCUCGUAUGGUACCCACACUCUGUCACACUGGGCGAGGGCCGCUCUCACUCCGCGCCUCCGGUUUUUAUAUAUACAUUAGGAGUAGGGCAGACAAGACCAUGUGGAAAGUUGGAUGCUCUGAUUCAGUUUUGGGUAAUUUUUGGAUAUUCAUGUAGUGAGAAUAAAACACGAGAGUUUUUUGUAUUGUUAUAUUUAAUCCAAUUUAUAAAUAGAUUUUAUUGCAUUUAAUAAUUCUUCACAGGCAUCCAAAUGGUUCACCAUUAUCUCAUGCCUUCAUGAAUACUUGUACUACCAUUCUGUGAAAUUGUUUAUUUUGGAGAAUAAAACAAGGAAUUUUAAUAUUGUUAUAUUUAAUCAAAUUUAUAAAGAGAUUUUAUUGCAUUUAACAAUUCUUCAUAGGCAUCCAAAUGGUUUACCUACACUUCAAUGAAGACUCACACAACCAGUGUUAAAUUGUUUAUUUUGCUGUUAUCGAAAUACGAAUUUAUUUGUUGGGUCACACUGAUUUUACUCCUUCAUGUUUUAUCCAUGCCAAGAAAGCCAAGACAAUACGCUCUCCAAUAAUUUGUGAGUAAUGGGGCCUUCAUCAACAUAUUUUUUGAUUAAUGGCUCCAAUAUGUACGCAAAACUUUCAUACACAUCUCCAUCCGCAGAUCGUCACUGCCGUUCUAUUAGUCUAAUUACCCUCUUUGGCUACUAUGGUUAUAUAUUUUUUACAACUGAUUCGUCAAUUUGCACCAAUUUAUUAGAGCCCCCUAUCUUUCCUUGAGGUCUUGGAACUUCCGACUCGUAUAUGGCGAUUGUCUCCCAGCAAUAACUGAACCAAUCUGUUACUGUUCUCAUUGAAACUAUCAGAUUCCUCAUAAUAUAUGCUAAUUCUUUCCUUGUUUGAUGAUAAAUUUGUCCCUUACUAAAAGCAUACAUAAUUUUGUAAUAUUCACGUGAGGGACAACCGUGCGUAUUCACACCAGGCUCUUCCAAUAGCCCGAGAAACUUGUUUCGUUUGGCAAUUUAUCUAAACUUGCCCAGACUCUUUUGAUAAUGGCAUCACAGGAGCAAUAUCCUCAUCCUCAGAAAAACUAGCGAUAGCUGGUAAACUACCACUAAAGCCCAGCUGCUAUUCUGAGAUCAGCCAUCCAACUGGAACCUUAACCGGUUCAUCGAGGACAGACUAUCCACGGGAACACAAGUGGCUCAUUUGAGUCCAACAAUUACACUCGCGCAGCAGGUACAAGCGGCCCUAUAGAGUCCCAUCACUCACACACUACCUGAAGAAUGCACAGAAGAAGAGACUGACAAGCGGUUCAUCUGACUAACGCUUGCACACCACUCUUCAGACAAAAGCAUAGGGCUUUAAUGUUAUAAGGCUACUAACAAGGGCAAACAGACUAUAGCCGACAUUGACGGUUAGCAGACCAAAAGACUGUAAACAAAGGUGUCACUUCACGUUCCCCACGUUCCGCUUCAUAGUGUAAACAAAACUUAUUUUUUUUGUAAAAAAGUUGUGUAAUUGCGUAAUACAGCAAUAAUUAUUGUGCACAAUAAUUACACCAAAUUUAAUAUGUGAAUAUGUGAAAAUAUAAUUAUAAUUAAGUAAAAAAGUUACAUAAAAUUUAAUAAAUUACCUUUUAAGUAAGCGGAACGUGAAAUAUCAAUCUUGACUUCUACCAUGUCAGAUAAUUUGUUUUGCAUCUUGAAUAUUUGCAAGCUUUUUUUUAUCUAUGAGUACGAUCUACAAAAAAAAAAAAAACAAUGCUUCCCAAUUAAUGGACUAUAAUGGAAGUUUUAUCCCGAAAUAAGUACAAGUUAGGAUAAUAUGUAAGAAUUCCUCAAUAUACACUAGGUGAAAUAGAUCAGUUUUGUUGAUAUUUCAGAUAGAUUUGAAUCAUGAUAAUUUGAAAUUCCUAUCUUAUUCAGUAUUAAGUUCUCAAAAAUAGCUGUUAAAUCAACAUCUAGGCAUACAAUUAAUGGACUUGUAGGAUAAUGUAAAAUAAAAUAAUAAACUAUAAUAAAAAUAAA